Paraphaeosphaeria sporulosa is the source of this 1046-nucleotide messenger RNA. RefSeq lists its product as uncharacterized. NCBI's taxonomy places the organism in Eukaryota, Fungi, Ascomycota, Dothideomycetes, Pleosporales, Didymosphaeriaceae. Bases 163 to 933 code for a protein of 256 amino acids. The record is from RefSeq and is a predicted model, not a curated record. The transcript has a single exon.
CUCUGGUGUCCGUUCGUAAUAAACCCGAUUGCUGACCGUAAUAGGUGCCCAAGCCACUAUACCAUCUCACUUUCGGCAUAGCACGCAUUUCUAGCGUCAACCUACUCGGGGACGUCCGCUCAGCCAGUCCGAUUGUCAUGUUUGCUACACUCGCUUUGUUCAAUGGUCUUUCGAUCAAGCAACGAAUUCCUCCGCGCUCAUUAUGGUGAAGUGCGUGGCACGUCGCCCACCACUGCGCAUCUGCCGGCUCGUGUUCGCGCACCACCCUGCUCGUCCACGCGUCGCGUGGACGCUAUCCAGACUGGCGGGCUCGCACAUGAUGCCUAUCUACGCUUAGUCUUUUCCUCUACAAUGUCUCUCCAUGUACGAAGGCAACCGAGGAUGUUCCACUUGUAUAUAUGGUGUCAUGGAACAUCUCCUUGGGAAGCAAAAAUGGUGGUCAUGUUUUUCAGUAUUGGUCUUGUCUGUUAUACCCUCGAAGGACUGUUUUGGGUCACGAUUUACGCUCAUCAUUCGGGUCGGGUGUUUGUCUUGUUGCAUCUUCUGGCGUUUUGUCUUGUCUUCACGAGGUGGUCCCGCGGCGUUACGAAGACUGGCUGGGACACAUUUCACACAUUCGCUUCACCCACUGUAGUUACUAGGAUAAUCUUUAUUGCUGCUAUCUUUACCAUCGCUCCGCGCAUCUUUGCCGUCUUUCGCAUUGCACUUGUCACGUCCCUACUUCGCAGCCAAAGUACGAGCACAGCGAGGCGCAUACACGAAGCUCCAUGGUACGAGAACGCAAGGUACUCAGUGUGUUUAUUUAUGGCUGGGACUAGCGCGGAUAUGGGCCGUGGCCCCAGGUUCUGGCAACCUUUCGCCUUUGCCUGCACAACACGAGGGAUCGCCUCUCAGCCUCUCCACCCUCUCCAGCUAGGUCCGCGGACACUCUGAUCGUCCAACACUCGUGUUUCGAGAAGUCUCGUAUCGUUCUUUCGGAUUGCUAACGCUGCACUGGGGCAGAUCGCUGCUUGCUGCGGCCGACCAGUCUCCCGUUCCGUUUUGGC